This is a messenger RNA of Haliotis rufescens (red abalone), 1724 nucleotides long. RefSeq names its product putative nuclease HARBI1. The record is from RefSeq and is a predicted model, not a curated record. NCBI's taxonomy places the organism in Eukaryota, Metazoa, Mollusca, Gastropoda, Lepetellida, Haliotidae. The transcript is spliced from 4 exons. The coding region runs from base 117 to 1211 and encodes 364 amino acids.
AAACUUCCCUGAGUACGAUUUCAUGCUCAAAUCCGGUUUCGUGCUCAACUCAAAACUCAGACUCAAUAAACGGAGGUUAUAAAUAAUCUGAGUACGUUUUCGUGCUCAACUUGAGCAUGAAAUCCGUACGAUCUCAAGUACGCUUUGGACCGUGCUCAACGCUGAGUUCGACAACAACAAUGGCAGCUCACCUGCGACAGACGCGACAAGCGAGGCGGAACACCCGUGUUCCGAGAGUCUUUCGAGAUCGUUCUAACCCGCUGGAAGAUUUAGAUGUCGAAGAAGUUUUUGACCGUUACAGAUUUAGGCCAAAUACUAUAAUAUAUUUACUUGGUCUACUCGAUCUGACCAGAGAGACAGCUCGUAACUGUGCGAUUCCACCACUGUUACAGUUGCUGGUAUGCCUUCGCUUUUUGGCGACAGGCGCUAUGCAUCUGCUGGUUGGGGACAGCCUAAACAUUUCCCGAUCUACAGCCGGCAGAUGCAUACGUGCAGUUUCGUUGCAAAUCUCCAAACUUUCAGGAAGGUUUAUUAAAUUCCCAGUUGGAGGAGACGCCGUACGAGCGAAGGAGGCAUUCGGCAACAUUGCAGGAUUCCCUAACGUAGUAGGGUGCAUUGAUGGGACGUUCAUCCGGAUACAGCGGCCUACCACGAACGAGGGAGACUUCGUGAACCGGAAAGGUUACCAUUCCCUGAAUGUACAGAUGUGCUGUGAUGCAAAUUUCUGCAUCACAAGUUGCAACGCCAGCUGGCCGGGAUCGGUGCAUGACAGCCGUAUUUUCCGGACGUCAGCACUGUGCAGGCAAUUUGAAAAUGGACAGUACAAAGGUUUUUUGCUGGGGGACUCUGGCUACCCAUGUCGUUGGUUCCUCCUGACGCCUCUACUGAACCCCACCAACCGUGCAGAGGAACGCUACAAUGGGUCAUUGUGCAGGACAAGAGUGCUCAUUGAACAGACCUUUGGUGUCCUGAAACGGCGGUUUCAGUGCCUGCACAAUGAGCUCAGGGCGACCCCAAGACAGGCUGUGACCUAUGUUGUUGCAUGUGUUGUGUUGCAUAAUUUGGGUAUUGAAAGGGGGGAUAUUAUAAAUCAUGAUGAAAAUCUAAUGCCUCCAUCUUCAAAUGUGAAUAAUUAUGUGCCACCGGUUACAGGUCCAAAUGAUGGAGCUGAUGUGAGACGGCACAUUAUUCAAACAUUUUUUAGUCGAUAAGCAUAGGAACAUUUAUUCACUACAAUUUAAUCUAUCUGAAUUUGUGAUUUCAAAUGUAUAUUAUCUCAUUUAAUGAUUGUGUGAGUGGUAUUGCUCAGUAAGUCAGAUAUGUCAUGACAGACUUGAAUACAUAAUCAAUUUGGUCAUUCAAUGUUUUAUUCAGAUACAAGCAGUGCACAAAAUGGAACAAUAUUUAAUUUGUAUAGUCUGGCCAUGCCAACAGUGCAGAUUUAUUUGUUGUUUAACUCCUUACUCAGCAAUAUUCCAGCUAUAUGACGGAGGACUGUACAGUAAUUGUGUCUGGACCAGACAAUCCAGUGAUUGAUAUCAUGAGCAUCGAUCCACGCAAUUGGGAUCGAUGACAUGUAUCAACCAAGUCAGUGAGCCUGACCACCCGAUCCCGUUUGCCGCCUUUUACGGCAAGUAAAGUGGGAAAAUGUUAUAAUAUAAAGCACAUACUACGGUAGAAACUACCAUUUUUAGUCAACAAGUCCUUACAAUGAUAACAUAUAG